AUGAUCUUUUCAGUCAGUCUACUGCCACAAGAGGAAGUUGAAUGUUACAAGCCUGAAUAUCUUGAAGUCAAUGCUGAAAAAGGAAGACGUAGAGCAUUCUGGCUUCUUCAAGAAAAGACAGACUCACUAGUAUUCGGAUGGAAUCGAUUCGAUGAAAAAGGCAUUUCAAAGCUGACUUUAGAACGAGAAAUAGACUGGGCCUAUGAUGAUACUUUGGAUCUCCCUUUGGUUGAUAUAUCAGAAUUCAAUGUAAUUGGGGAAUCAUGCGUAGCUGAAAAAUACAAUAUACUUGCAAAGUCGUCAGGCGUAUUUCGUUACUAUGAGGAGGCGAGGAGGAGUCUGAAAUACAAACGAGUUCCGAGAGUUGUAGAAGUUGAAUUCGAACCUGCGUCAAACAAAAGUCAAUUGGUGAGAUGGGCGUUGGAACGUUUUCCAUGUCAUUCCAAAGAUAGUAUGAUCAUGUUCGAAGGACUAACUGAUCAACCUCUCGAAAUGACCAUUGUUCCUAUUGAAAGUACAGAAACACUUUUUGCAGGAAGUCAGGAACAACAUGAAAGUCCAGGAGAAGAAGAAGAAGAAGAAAUAAACAUUGGUGAGUCCAGAAUGUAA
Messenger RNA from Trichobilharzia szidati, 609 nucleotides. Lineage: Eukaryota; Metazoa; Platyhelminthes; Trematoda; Strigeidida; Schistosomatidae. The record is from the annotation of a GenBank genome assembly.